Messenger RNA from Homo sapiens (human), 15219 nucleotides. RefSeq names its product GRAM domain containing 2B (gene GRAMD2B). NCBI's taxonomy places the organism in Eukaryota, Metazoa, Chordata, Mammalia, Primates, Hominidae. The record is from RefSeq and is a predicted model, not a curated record. Bases 12558 to 13811 code for a protein of 417 amino acids. Gene Ontology annotation, cellular component: cytoplasm. The transcript is spliced from 14 exons.
AGAACACAGGAGACUGAGGAAGUAGCAAUGCAGAGUUUGAGUGAGGGAGAAACAAAGCGACAGGUUUCUGGAACUAUUUUGGACUCCCGUAGUAACUUUUAACUCUGCUACAAUGCCCAUGUACUUGGUCUUUUAAGCUCUCUCUGGCUUUUGAUCUCUUUUUUUUUUUCCUCCUACAUGAAACAGAAGACAGAGUUACAGGAAAUGAAGGGUAUAGGAGGAAAGAAAGAGCUGUAGUUAUCGUAGAUGCCAGAGUGGUAAGAGGCAGCUCUUCUUUCAGGGGCUUAGCUGAGGGCCAGAGUAGUACAGCUCGUCUCCACGGGGGUGGAGAGGGGUGCCUCAAAACAAAAGUGAACAUUUCUCUCUUCUAAGUCGGCUUCUAAUGGCCCUGGUUUUUGUCUGUUUUAACCUAAAAGGUUAUUGCACUAUUAACAGGUAAAAAAUUCUCUUCUGACCAAAUACAUGUAUUUCUAGCAUAAUAUAUUCUCUCUCUCUCUCUGGAUAAAAUUUAUUAGCAUAUCAGCAUAAACAUAAUUUUUGUAAGGUCAGACAAGAGAUUUGAAGUGUAAUUCAAGGGGAAUUUGUAUUAACGUAAUGAAACAUUCUGCUGUGAAGUUUACUAGCAAUGCCUCACUCUGGGUUAUCAUUUCUGACUCCUCCCAUUUCCUUUCUCACCCGUCACCUGGCCUUCAUUCAUUCUCUGUCCUAGAAGAUAACCUCUAAAACCAGUGACAGUCCAUCCAGCCUGCUGUUAAAAAAAAAAAAAAAAAAAAAAAAAAUGUUGCUCACUCUGUCCCGGCCAGUCUGGCUCUAGCGUCAGCUCAAAGGGGCCCAGGUACAGCUCGGGCUGCCACUCCAUAGGGUGCAAGCUGUAAGCCUUGGUGGCUUCCAUGGGGUGCUAAUCCUGCAGACACACAGAAUGCAAGAGUGAAGAAGUCUUGACAACUUCCACCUAGAUUUCAGAGGAUAUUUCAGAAAGCCUACAUACCCAGGCAGAAGCCUGUCGCGCGGCGUAGCCAACACAAAAACUCUACUAGGGCAGUGCUGAGGGGAAAUAUGGGGUUGUGCCCCCACACAGAGUGCCCAACAGGGCACUGCCUAGUGGAACUGUAGGAAGGGGGCCACUGUCCUCCAGACCCCAGAAUGGUAGAGCCUCUGGCAGCUUGCACCCUACAUCUGGAAAACCCACAGGCAUUCAACUCCAACCCGUGAGAGCAGCCAGCGAGGCUGCACCCUGCAAAGCCACAGAGGCAGAACUGUCCGAGGCCUUGGGAGCCCACUCCUUGCACCAGUGAGCUCCAUAACUUGAUCUUGAACUUCCAGCCUCCAAAACCAUGAGAAAUAAAUUUCUGUUGUUUACAAGUAUGUUAGUCCAUUUGCAUUGCUAUAAAAGAAUACCUGACACUGGGUGAUUUAUAAAGAAAAGAGGUUUAAUUGGUUCACAGUUCUGCAGGCUAUACAGGAAGCAUGGUGUAAACAAUCUCAAAAGAGAUUGUUUUGGAGCUUUAAGACUUAAUGACUGCCUUGCUGGGUUUCAGACCUGUGUGGGGCCUGCUUCCCCUUUCUUUUGGCCGACUUCUCCUUUCUGGAAUGGGAAUGUUUAUCCAGUGCCUGUACCACCAUUGUAUCUUGGAAGUAAAUAACUUUUUUUAUUUUACAGGCUCAUUAGUGGUAGGAGAUGAGUCUCUUACGAGACUUAGGACUUUAGACUUGAUGCUGGAACAAGUUAAGACUUUUGGGGACUUUGGGGAAAGUAUGAUUGUAUUUUGCAAUGUGAGGACGAGAUGUGGGGGGCCAGCGGCAGAAUGAUAUGGUUUGGAUAUUUGUCCCCUCCAAAUCUCAUGUUCCAGUGUGAUUCCCAGUGUCAGAGGCGGGACCUGGUAGAAGAUGAUUGGAUCGCAGCAGUGGAUCCUUCACAAAUGGGUUUGCACCAUCCCCUUGGUGAUAAGUGAAUUCUCACUCAGUUAGUUAAUAUGAGAUCUGGUUUUUUGAAAGAGUCUUGGACUUCCCCUUCUCUCUCUCUUGCUCCCACUCUCACCAUGGGAUGUGCCUGCUCCCCCUUCGCCUUCCACCACGAUUGUAAGCUCCCUGAGGCCCUGACCAGAAGCAGAUGCCGGCACUAUGCUUCCUAGACAGCCUGCAGAACUGUGAACCAAUUAAACCUCUUUUCUUUAUAAAUUACCCAGUCUUGGGUAUAUCUCUAUAGCAAUGCAAAUGGACUGACAUUCUUGUAAACAACAGAAAUUUAUUUCUCAUGGUUUUGGAGGCUGGAAGUUCAAGAUCAAGUCAUCAACAAAUUCAGUGUCUGGUGAGGGCACAUUUGCUGUUUCAUGGAUGGCUGUAUUUUGUUGGAUCCUCAUGUGGUGGAAGGGACUAAUGAGCUCCCUACAAGGGCAUUAAUCCCAUUCAUGAGGGCUCUACCCUCAUAAUCUAAUCACCUCCCAAAAGCCCCACAUCCUAAUGCCUUCACCUCGGGGGUUAGAAUUUCAACAUGUAAAUGUUUGGUGGACACAAACAUUCAGACCAUAGCACCUGGUUUCCCUGACAUUACUCUCUUGCAAUACCCAUCUAUCAAAAAAUAGACAAUACUUUUCUCCUGAGUAUCAGGUUCAUAAACUGUCACAUCUCAGGAAACCAUGGCAGGGCCUUUUAUUCCCUAAAUUCAGAAGCACCCUUAUCCGUCCAUCAGUAAGUCUAGCCCCUCAGCCACUCUAUUCCUUAUCAUUCUACUCUCCUGGCAGUUCUCAUACUACAGACACCACUUCUCCUUGGCAUUCCUGAUAUAUAAGUCAGUUCUUUCCUUUCUCCUCCUUUGUAUACUAGUAGUAGAACCUUUUAUGACUCUUGCCUGAAGUUCUCAUCCUCACAGUUUUGUUCUCUCUUUGAUCUUCUGUUCCUUUAACAUGAGGUUCCAAAUUGGUUUCCUUUAUGAUAGACCUCACUAAGUAAUGAAAAAUUUCAGUUUCUCUAAGUAUGUUUUUCUGGACUUUAUGCCCUAUUCUUUUGCAUUUCUAUCUUUUUGUUUGGGUAAGCUUUUCAUUCUAGUUAAAAACUAGUUCUUUCCUAAACACAGUCUUCAGAACAAAAAACCUUAAUCAAAUAGAUAUCCUCUAAUAUAUCUUAGGUAUAUGAAAAGUGGCUCAUUGUGACAUCCAAUUGCUGGUGGAGAAGAGCCCCAAAAAGGAACGAAGAUAUGAGGCCAAGGUGGGCAGAUCACCUGAGGUCAGGAGUUCAAGACCAGCCUGGCCAACAUGGUGAAAUUCUGUCUCUAUUAAAAAUACAAAAAUUAACUGGGCAUGAUGGCACAUGCCUGUAAUCCCAGCUACUUAGGAGGCUGAGGCAGGAGAAUUGUUUGAACCCAGGAGGUGGAGGUUGCAAUGAGCCAAGAUCACGCCACUGCACUCUAGCCUGGGCAACAGAGCAAGACUCCAUCUUCUCCAUCUUAAAAGAAAAAAAAAAAAAAAAAAAGGAAUGAAGACAGAAAUUCAAAAAAAUGCUUAAAGUCCCUGCCCCUAAAAAGGUUAUAGUCUAGUUUGGAGGAGAUAUAUUCAGUAUAUGUUUUUAGGAAGUUUAUUAUGCAAUGCAAAAUAGCAUUCAUGCACUGAGGCUGUAAAUAACAAAGGAGAAUUCACUAUCAGCAGCAUCAAUCUUCCUUGGCUGGAAACUAGAAAAGUCCAUUGCUACCUCCUUGCUGCAUUUUACAAUUUACUUUGUUAUUUUCCAACUGUGCUUGGCCUCAAAAUGCUACUGCUGUGAAGUUAGUUUGAUGAAAACAGUCUUUUCAAGUUUCCAUAUGGUUUCAAAUUAUUACUCAUCUAACUAAUAAUCAGUUUGAAAAAAUAAGUUUGCACACAAUGCCAAUUCAGCAGUGGGGAAAAUUAAAAGACUGGCCUUUUUCUCUUGCUCCCACCCCCUCUUCCAAAACUUGUCAGCCACACUUGGGAAGGAGUUCAUGAGGUAGGUUUUGAGAUAAAAUUUAAGCCCAAGCCCUUUUUAAAAUGCUAAUUGUUUUCCUGUAUUGCAAAUAGAUGUCUAGGCAAUAAGUAUUAAUUGCAUAAUUUCUUAUAUUAUUGAUAAUAAAGAGAUGGAAGUCAGUAUAAAAGUGGGAAUGUAAUUGGAUUUGUUCAGAAUCUGGUAUGAUGGGUUCCUGUGUGUAGAGAGGAGGGAGCAGAGAACUGAGAAUCAACACAUAGAGGAAGGACAGAACAUGAUAUAAGUGCGGCCAAGGUAAGACGACCAACAUGGCUGGAACAGAGAAUUCCUUUUGAAAAGAAGAGGGAGAUUGCAAAACUGGAGGGUCUUGGCUCGUGUCCAGAUGCCUCGAUCUGGUGCUCAAUAGAAAGGCAUUGUUAACUCUGGAGCAGUGGCAUGACAUAAUGGAGGCCGUGUCUCAGGAGGAUGAAUCGCACAUUGAUGUCCCAGAAUCUUGGAGAGGAAGAUCCUAGAGAUCAUUGCUGUGCGUUCCAAGGGUGGAAGGGAAAUCACUGCAGCUGCACCCACUGUCCACUGUUGACUUUGUCUUAAAGCAGUGACAAAAGCCCUUGGGAGCUGUUUGGUUGCUUUUUUAAAAAAUCAAGCUAGUUUGAGUUGGGUUUCUGUCUCUCCAAAAUCAGAAUCUUAACAAUUAAUUGCUUUUUGGAGUUAUAUGAGUUGCCUUAGGCUUUCAAAGAGACAUAAUAUUUUAGGAAAACAGAAUUAGGAGUAGAUAUAGAGGCAGGAAUGAAUCACAUGAUUGUUCAUGGGACAAUGACUUGUCCACUUUCAUGAGAACAGAGGGGUCUUCUUUGAGACCAUAUUAAAGAGGUUACUGGAGCCAGAUGGUGGCCUCUGCUAAACCAUUUCUCUAGCCCUGCUAUUGCUGCUGGUGUUUAGGUAUUCAUUUUUGCUACAGCAGUGUGCUUGAGACUCAGUGGAAUUAGUUUCCAAACUGGCGGAACCCCUCCUCUGCAAAAUCUGAUAUUCUUUUUAUUGUUGACCUAUUUGGGGCUCCUUUGGUUUUUUUAGAUACAGUUUUCUACCUGCUAUCAAUAUACAUCUAUUAUGUCUAAAACUAAAUUUACAAAAUCCUUCCCACCAAACUACAAUUUCUCUUGUGUUCCCUGUAACUGUUAGUGGCAAUGCCAUCCUCUCCAUCCCCCAGAUAACCUUGGUGUUCUUGGAUGUUCCUCUCCAUUGCGUGCUCUCCCUAAUCAUUCCAAUGUUGUCUCUGGAUUUUCCCUCCAACGCAGUGUCUGCUUCUUGCCUUCAGAUUCACUCCCUACCUGCCUUUCUGUUUUCUCUUGUCUCCAGCUUCCACCCUCCCUUGUUCUUGUACAAAUAGGAAUAUAGUCCUCCAGAAGCCCAUAGCUCAUCAGGUCCAUGAUGUAUAAAAGGUGGGCAUUUAAUAUCUUGUCAUUUUAUUCCUUCUGUUUAAAAAUCUUCAAUUAAUACCUACCACCAGUCAAAUGAAGUCUAAAAGUAGCCUUCCCUCAUUAGGAGUCAAACUUCACAACUUAAUUUCUGCUUCUUCCUGCUGCCUGUACUUCAGAAAAAAAAAACAAACUGUUGGAUUUCCUUGUGAGAGUGACUUUUCCUUGUCUGCAUAUUGUGCUUCUGCCUUUCCUUGUGUUUCUCAUGACCUUAUGGCAUCUCUGACUCCAAAUUGUAUGUAUCCAGCACAAAUCUCAAUCCUUCCACAAUAAUCAUUGUAUAACUACAGUGUUUCUUUGGACAGAGAGGUAGCACCAAUGGCUGUGAUGCAGUAAUGAAAGUUUUGAUUUCUCCAAUCCAAAGGACUGUUUUAUUUUUACUGUUUUAUAUAACAAAUAGAAAUAUAAUUUACAUUUCUAGUUUCUCGUACUGAAAUAUAUUUCUGACAGCUAUAAUAUUUUUCUACUUAACUAGAAAAGACAUAGUGCCCUCCCCAUACACAAGGGUGUCAUGCUUAUUUCUUCCACACAACUUCUCUGAGUCUCCUCUUUACAAUUAGAAGAGGUUUCUGAAUUCCUUAGACACCUUCUUUAUGACACAAUAUCCUUUAUGACAUGUAUUGUUCUGUGUUUAUGUACUGAACUUAAGUUCCCAAUAAAGCCUAAAUCCUUUGAGAACAUAAAAUCUGGUAUUAGGUUUUACACAUAGUAACAGCUCAAACAUUUGAAGAUAGUAAAUCCACUGAUUUUUAUUAUCCACUCUGUAUCUCACAUCUUUGCUACAAGGAUAUGAAUAAAACUUUUAAAAUUGUUUAAAUGCUUACCAAAAUAAUAUAAUUCAUUAAAAUUGUAUAAUGAGCUCAAUCCCACCUCUCCCAUCCCCUAUCUGCCCCCUCAGUAGCUACCACUUUUUUUGUUGUUGAGACAGGGUCUCACUCUGUCACCCAGGGUAAAGUGCAGUGGCACAAUCACGGCUCACUGCAGCCUCGAACCCCUGAGCUCAAGUGAUCCUCCCACCUCAGCAUCCUGAGCAGCUGGAACCACAGGUGCACACCACCAUACCCGGCUAAAUUUUUUGUUUUUUUUUGUAGAGAUGGGGUCUCCCUAUGUUGUCCAGGCUGGUGUCAAACUGCGGCUCAAGUGAUCCUCCCACCUCAGCCUCCCAAAGUGCUGGAUUACAGGAGUGAGCCACCAUACCCAGCCUACCACUUCUAACUGUACCCAGUUUUAGUGUAGUGGUUACUUCAUUAUCUGUAAAAAUGUGUGUAUCUUGCUCUUUUUGUUUAUCAGUAUUAAACCUUAUCUCUCAACUUCCUGUUUUGAUGGAAAAGAAUCAACUCCCUUAUACUAACUCCCUCCUUCCCUCUCUUCCUUUUAACAGGCGUAUCUUUCUAGUUCCUAUUUUCAUGCAUUUGUUUAUUGCCUCUUUUAAGUAAUACAGCAACAUAAAUUUCUAAUGAAAUCACUUUGACUCCCCACUUUUUAGGGUAAGAAAUUAGUAACCGCUGCCAUUUUACCUCCCCCUUUGUUUUUUCUUUAAUAAUGUCUGCUCUCUUUUUCAGUUUAGAAUGCCUAUCCAUUUGAUAUAGAAGUACCUGGCUGAGGCCGGACACAGUGGCUCACGCCUGUAAUCCCAGCACUUUGGGAGGCCAAGGCAGGCAGAUCACAAGGUCAGGAGAUCAAGACCAUCCUGGCUAACACGGUGAAACCCCGUCUCUACUAAAAAUACAAAAAAUUAGCUGGGCAUGGUGGCAGGCGCCUGUAGUCCCAGCUACUCGGGAGGCUGAGGCGAGAGAAUGGCAUGAAUGUGGGAGGUGGAGCUUGCAGUGAGCCAAGAUCGCGCCACUGCACUCCAGCAGAGGCGACAGUGCGAGACUCCGUCUCAAAAAAAAAAAAAAAAAAAAAAAAAAAAAAGAAGUACCUGGCUGACACAUGUCAUGUUUUUCCCUCUUAUACCUAUUCUGUUUUUGAAUUUUGGUAUCUUGAUGCUAUCUUACUUUGGUCCCUUAAUGCUUUAUCUCUUUUGGUUAAAUAUAUAGGUCUUGGCCAGGCACUGUGGCUCACACCUGUAAUCCCAGCACUUUGGGAGGCCCAGGCAGGUAGAUCACCUGAGCUCAGGAGUUCAAGACCAGCCUGGCCAACAUAGUGAAACCCUGCCUCUAAAAAUACAAAAAUUAACCAGGCAUGGUGACACGUGCCUGUAAUCCCAGCUACUUAGGAGACUGAGGCAGAAGAAUCACUUGAACCUGGGAGGCGGAGGUUGCAGUGAGCCAAGAUUGCACCACUGCACUCCAGCCUGGGCAAUACAGCAAGACUCUGUCUCGGGGGGAAAAAAAUUGUAUAUAUAUCAUUGAGAAGGUGACAUUCAAGUUAAAUCUUAAAGGGAGAGAGUCACUUGGCUAACUGGGGUACAGCAUCCCAGGCAGAGGGAACACUAGGGCACAGGUUUCUCAUGGGGGCUUGGAGUGGGGCUGGACUAGGGUGAGGGAAGGAGAAGAGAGGAUCGGGGAGGUGUGUGGGUCAGGUCCUGAAGUGCCUGAUAGGCUAUUGCAAGGAUUUGGACUCUGAAAAAAUUGGGGGAUAAGUAGGGUUUCCUUCUCCAUAACAUUGUGAUUCUUUUUCAUGGGUGCUACCUUCUUUCUCUGAAGACAUUAAUUCAUAGGAUUUAGAUUUUGUUUUUCUUGUUUGCAUAUUUGUCUUUUGUUUUCAUCUGUUCACUAAAGCCAGUUUCCCUGGGAUUUUACUUUCUUGUUGGUUCAUCUUGGUCUUUUCUUUCAGACUUCAAGUUUUCUUCAAAGAAAUGGCAAUCCUUGGUUGUUAUUUCAUAUUUAAGAAUGAGGGACUGGGCCAGGCACAGUGGCUUGUGCCUAUGAUCUUAGCACUUUGAGAGGUAAAGGCAGGUGGAUCACUUGAGGUCAGGAGUUCAAGACCAGCCUGGCCAACAUGGUGAAACCCUGUCUCUAAGAAAAAUAUAAAAAUUAGCCAGGCAUGGUGUUGUGCGCCUGUAAUCCCAGCUACUUAGGAGGCUGAGACAAGAGAAUCACUUGAACCUGGGAGGCAGAGGUUGCAGCGAGCCAAGAUUGCGUUACUGCACUGCACUCCAGCCUGAGCGACAGAGUAAGGCUCCAUCUCAAAACAAAAAAAAAAAAAGAAUGAGGGGCUAGAGAAAAAAUAAUAAGGGACUGGAGUAGCUGCUCCUCAUCUUUGUACGUUCAUGGAUAGGGAGUUGGCACUUUUCCUGGGACUACCAUAUUCAAAAUGGAAGGAUGAGGAUUUACUCUGGGGCUCCAUAACUAGCUACCACGGUUGUAUAUAACUAGCUGCCACGGUUAUAUAUAACUAGUUACCACAGUUUCCUGCACCCAAGUUGUUCAGUUAUUUUAGCAAUGACCCCUCUGAUGCUUUUCCCUAUUAACUGCCUGUAAUUUGGGUCUGAGCCAGGGCGAGUGAGGAGGAAGUGUCAAGAUUUCUCACAGCCACAUCUUUAAUUAAAUCUAGUGUUUUCGGAAACUUCUCACCCACUCCUCCUGUAGCACCUCACUGGACUUCUGACAAACGGGUCGGUGUUUUCUUAUCCCCCGUUGAUGCCUAUAUUCAAGAUUAUGGCUUCCCUUGCUUUGCUGCAUGAGUAAAUAUUGUACUUUACUUUCCGCUUUCCGUUUUUCCAUAUUUCAGAAAGUUUCAGAAAUCAGUCUUCUGUUGAUGGUUUCCCUCCAUUAUUGUAGCAGGAUUAUCACUUCUUUUGUACAUAUUCAUUUUAAAGACCUUAGAAAGAAAGGAGAAGCAAACAUUUGUGCUCCCAUUCUCCAUCCUGAACUGAAAGCCUUUCACAUUUCAUUGACGGUUUUGCUGAAAUUAGAGAAUACUAUAUUUUUGACACUCCUUUUAUCUAUCUGCUAAUAAAUCUAUCGACAACAAAACUAGUUGUCAUUAAUAUUUUAUUUUAAUGUCAUGCCAGCCGCUAAUAUCCACUUAACUUUUUUUUGAAAUGGGGUCUCUCUAUGUUGCCCAAGCUGGUUUCAAACUCCUGGCCUCAGUCCAUCCUCCCACAUUAGCCUCCAGAGUGGCUGGAACUACAGGCACAUGCCACCAUACCUGGCUUCCACUUAACUUUUCUAAAUGCUUAAGAUUAUUUAUUUUAAAAGUCAACUAUAGGAUGUUACUAAGAAUCUGUGAAGCAAUUAUGAUAAGAAUCAUUUAUACUAAAUGUUUCAAUCAACAACCCAUUAGAUAAAUUGGCAAAAUGUACAUACAAACAGCUAAUUCACAAAACAAGAAAAAUUUUAAUAAGUGCUUAAAUAUAUGAAAAUACACUCAGCUUUACUCUUAAGAAGAAAAUGCAAAUGAAACUGUAGUGGAAUAUUUUUUAACCUUUUACAUUUGCAAAGAUCAAAAAGUUUAGCGCUAGUCACGAUUAAAAUGAUGAUUGUUAUUUUGUGUGCCAGCUAUUAUGCUAGGUACUUCAAAAUAUAAAUAUUUUUAAGGCUAACACUUUAUUAGUGAGAAGAUAUAGACACUGUUGAAUAUUUGGGUAUGCAUCACAAAAUGUCUACCGAGGGCAAUUUGGCAAUAGCUGUAACAUUUUUUCUAUCAUACCUUUUGACACAGCAGUUCCAUUUCCAGAAAAUUAUUCACACAUGUAAUAAACAUAUAAGGACAUUUGUUGCAAUGUUGUUAGUAUUUGCAAAAGACUGAAAUAUACCUACAUGCCCCAUCAGUAAGGAACUGGUUAAAUAACAUUUCAUCCUUACGAUGUAACUUUAUGCAGUCAUUAAAAAGUAUGAGGAAGAUCUAUGGGUACUGAAAGAACACCAAGAUAAAAUAAGUUAAAAAAAAAGCAAGGUGCAGAAUAGCAUGCUGUCUAUCAUUUGUGGUUCAAAAAUGCACACGUUUACAUACGCACAGUCUCUCCCAGGAAGGACACACAAGUUGCUGGGAAGAGUAGGUGCCUUUGUGGAGAGAAACUGGGUCACCAUGAAACAGGGGUAAAAAGAAAAUUUGUUUUUCCAUUUGUAACUUUUAAAUUUUAUACUUAUGCUUAUAGUGCCUAUUCAGAAAUAAAUAUGUAGACAGAUAAAUGAAAUUUAUAGUUGUCCAAACAAAAAUAUAUGUAUCAGAAUUGUAAAUGGAAGAUCAUUCUUCUUGACUUGUAAAAAUCUAGUUUGGGAGAUUCUGAGUUUAUGAAAUUGGAAAAGCUAAAGGGUUUCCCAGCCAUCCUGUCUCCAUUGCUCACUCCUGCACUUCCGCACUCCAUUCUAUUUCCUUCUUUUGGUCACUGUGAGGCCUCUCUUUAUUUGUACUAUGGCUGCUGUCCAGCCCUCUUCCAUCUCUAUAGCCCAACUCUUUGCUUCCCAAGUAUCGUGGCCUGUGUCUGCCAGCCACGGAGCCACUGAAUAGGCAGCACUCCAAAAACAAGCGUCUAUGAGGCCCCAGAUCUUGGUGAAUCCAGGUGCCAACAUGGUUUUCACUACAGUUUCAGGAACACUCUACUUUCACAGACCCACCCAUGACCACAGCAAUCCCAUUGCCAGGCAUUUAUUCUAUGAAGACCCUCUGAUGAAACAUAUCCUAUCUUCAGACACUUCUAAACCUUUGUUGAUCAAGACUGUGGCUUUAAAAUGAUCAGAGACUUUUUAAAAAAUAAUUGUAGAUGUAAAACUACCUCUACUUCUACUACCAUAAGGAAGCUUAGUGAUUUUUUUUAUGCCUUUAGCUUAGAUUAACAUGUGGGUAGACUCAAACACAGGGACUCAUCACUGUAAUUAGAAGGGAACACACCUUCUUGGACUGAACCACAGUGAAACACUUGUUUUCCUUCACCUGAGACACAGCUGAAUCAUAGCUUCUACCUUCAGCUACUUAUUUACCUGGACUUGCAUGUGAUGUGCCUGAAUACAAUACAUUCCCAGCAGGAGCGGCAAAGGGCCAGUGAUGUGACAAGAGAAAGGUGUAUUGAGUUUAGCUGAAACUCACAGAGACUAUCUCCAGCAGGAAUGAUACUUGACUCCACAUAAGAGUUCUAAUUCUGAAAAAUUGUGAAAUGAGAAUUUAAGUCAUCAUCAAACUAAUGAUGUCUGGGAAGUGACAAAUAUUAGAUGGCUGAUAGGGAUUGUACAACCUGUUUUUGUAUGUAUAAAUUGUGUAACAGUGUGUGGCAGUGUUUUAUUGAAACAAGAUUGUCCUAGCCAGUAAUAAAAAUGCUGUUCCCUGGCUGGGCAUGGUGGUUUAUGCUUUGUAAUCCCAGCACUUUGGGAGGCCGAAGCAGGUGGAUCACUUGAGGCCAGGAGUUCGAGACCAGCCUGGCCAACACAGCGAAACCCCGUCUCUACUAAAAAUACAAAAAUUAGCCAGACAUGGUGGCAGGCACCUGUAAUCCCAGCUACACGGGAGGCUGAGGCAGGAGAAUCACUUGAACCUGGGAGGUGGAGGCUGUAGUGAGCAGAGAUCACGCCAUUGCACUCCAGCCUGGGUGACAAGAGUGAAACUCCAUCUCAAAAAAAUAAAUAAAUAAAAAUAAAAAUGCUCUCCCCUAAUAGGUGAAGUCAGGUUUAGUUGUUAUAAGCAUGACUGUCUCACUGCUUUGAAAUUUCUACUAAAAGCCUUUCAGGCAGGGACCAUAACUGAUGCUUAAAGUGGGUUGGAGAUGGGAGGAGAAAUAACCUGCCAAGGCCAAGUAAAGGUUGGUCCUGUGUCUCCAGCAUUUUCUACUGCUUCUGUGGAUACUUACACCUGCCAGCUCACUUACCUGUCUCAUCUACAAAGCUCUGAGCACCCUGACAACAGGGACAAGUCCAGUAAAUAUUUGUUGAAAAAGGAGGAUUGGUUUUUUGGUUUGUUUUUUCAGUUGACUCUUUUAGUCAAAGUCCGUAACAGGGCUUUGUCUUCUGGUUAAAAAAUAAAUAAAAACUGAUUUCCUUAUUUUCAUGAUUUAAAUGAAACCUGUUCAGCUUCGUUGACCGUAACUUUAAAGUUACUAAGUGGCCUGGUUCAGCUUCAUUGACAGUAACUUAAAAGUUUCCAAAAGGCCUUGAGGAAGCAUUCCAUUUCCCCUCCCACGCUGCUCACUCAAACACACGCUAGCCUCUGCUGCUUGAAUUCUACAUAGUUUCAGUCUGCUGCUGACAAGACCUCCAAGCUACCUCUCUCUGAAUGUCUAAAGUGAAGCGGUUUCCUUUCUUCUUCAGCUCAGAGGCUGAGAAUGGUGUGGAGGAGAAAAAGAAAGCCUGCAGGUCGCCAACAGCCCAAUCCCCUACCCCAUCUGUGGAGGCGGACUCCCCAGACCAGAAGAAAAUCAUUAGCCUAUGGUCAAAAUCCAGUUUUGAUGGUGCCUCUUUAGCAAGUGAUAAGAACGACUGUAAAACAGAAAGCAAAAAUGACCCUAAGACUGAAAGAAAAAAGUCUUCAUCUUCCAGCCAGUACAAGGCCAAUAUGCACUUUCACAAGUUGUUUCUUAGUGUCCCAACGGAGGAACCACUGAAGCAAAGCUUUACCUGUGCUCUACAGAAAGAAAUACUAUACCAAGGAAAGCUCUUUGUAUCAGAAAACUGGAUUUGUUUUCAUUCCAAAGUCUUUGGAAAAGACACAAAGAUCUCUAUUCCAGCUUUCUCGGUAACCCUAAUAAAGAAAACCAAAACUGCUCUUCUAGUGCCAAACGCCCUGAUCAUAGCAACAGUCACAGACAGGUACAUAUUUGUCUCCUUACUCUCCAGAGAUUCAACUUACAAACUACUAAAAUCUGUGUGUGGACACUUAGAAAAUACAAGUGUUGGUAACAGUCCCAAUCCAUCUUCUGCUGAAAACAGUUUCCGAGCAGACCGCCCUUCAUCUCUGCCUCUGGAUUUCAAUGAUGAAUUCUCAGAUCUGGAUGGAGUGGUUCAACAAAGAAGGCAAGACAUGGAAGGAUAUAGCAGUUCUGGUUCUCAAACUCCUGAAUCUGAGAACUCUCGAGUAGAUUUCCAUGCGACAGAAUCCCAAACAGUUCUGAAUGUCUCCAAGGGAGAAGCAAAGCCAACUCGGGCAGAUGCCCAUGUGAACAGAGUACCUGAAGGAAAAGCCAAGAGUCUCCCUGUACAGGGUCUGUCAGAAACUGUUGGAAUCUUACAUAAAGUCAAGUCUCAGAAAUGUCCGAUGCUUCACCAUAUUCUUAUAUUCUAUGCAAUUGUUGUCUGUGCACUAAUCAUCUCGACCUUCUACAUGAGAUACAGAAUUAAUACUCUGGAGGAGCAGCUGGGGUUACUAACCUCCAUUGUGGACACCCAUAAUACUGAACAGGCAGCACCAUCUGGCCUGAGGUCACAAGUACAAUUCAAUGUGGAGGUUCUCUGUCAAGAGCUUACAGCUAACAUAGUGAAAUUAGAAAAGAUACAAAAUAACUUACAGAAGUUGCUUGAGAAUGGUGACUGAUCGACCAGAUUGCUUGGGCCAUCGGAAUACCUCAUGUUUCCCUUUGAAGAAGGUGCUUCCUGAGGCGUUUUGUUUGAGUGCACCCUGCUGGUCAGAGGUGCAAGCAGAUGAGAAUCCAGACAUUGCAUGUGGAGGUCUCCAGCUCAGGAAAGUGAGGAGGGAAAUAAUUUUGGUUCUUGUGCAAUAAAAGUUGACCUUGACUCUCUGAGGAAGAUUUUGCUGCUUUUGCCUGAAGAAAACAGACCCAUCUCUGGAGGUCUCAGGAAGGGCCCAGCGAACACACUCUCUUGGAUAAUUACCACGAUGGCGUCAGCAAACACUCCACCCUGUGCCUUUUUAGUCCUUCCCGCCCUCCUGCCUCUCCCUUACACCCCUCUUAACGACUUUCAAACUAAAGGAUACAUCAUAUACUGACAAACUCAAUGUGGUCCUUUCAAGAAUUAGCCAUGAGUCUCAAAAAGGCAAUAAAUGGCUCUAAGUGGACAGGUUUGCUUCAAACAAGUAACAUCUACAUUUUGUCUUUUUUUUUUCAGUUCUCCUGUUAUGUUCUGGUUGAAAUCACCUGUGUGUCUUAAUUUCUCAAUUCCUUUUUGGCAAGAAUAUCAAGCAAGGUGAAUUUAACAUUAUGUUUAUGUUUUGUUUUGUUGCUGUAACUAAUAGUUAAUUGGACUGAUUCUUACCCAGCCCUGGUCAAGAAUCUGUGAGGCAUGUGACUGAAGUACUAAAUUAAACUUAUUUUGAAACCAAACCUAAUUUUUAAGCCAAAAGGUGUAAUAGUGAUUUAAUACAGGAUGAAAAACACUGAAUUUUUAAGACUGUAGGUGGACUAUGUUAGUAGUUUUCAAGCAGGAUGUCUGUAUUCAGCAUUCAAUAAUGCUAAAAUCCCUUUCAGCAUGAAAUUUGUAUGUUUUUAUCCUUUGCUGACUAAAAUAAAAUAACUGGUGGUUUGCUAACUAUUUACCAUAUGGGUUGGCUGGUUUUUAUUAAUAAUUGUUUAGGGUAUCAUAAGAUCUGUAAGUACAAAGGAUAUUCUGUUUCUAUCUGCAAUGCAUUUGAUAAUCAUUUCUAUGAAAUGUAUUUUAUUUAAUCAGAUAAGCUAAUAAGCGAAUUGGUUACAUCGUUUGUAUCUGUUGGCCUAGUGGACAGCUGUGCCUGGUGCACCUCUGGCUUUUAAUAAAUACUCAUUGGUUGAAACACCCUGCUAACACUGUGUUUUGUCAGUUCGUAAAUUCCUUUAACCAAGACUUAACUAUGCUUUUUAACUCUUUUUCCACCUGCCAUCUACUACUACCAACUCACUUAUACUUCCUUCCUCCCAAGUAAUCAUUUCAAAACUAAAAAAGGAUUUAAGUUCUUGGGUUACAACGGUUUAAAGGAAAGAAAAUGAACUUUGAAGUCAAAAAAAAAA